Molecule: messenger RNA, 779 nt
Organism: Scleropages formosus (Asian bonytongue)
Lineage: Eukaryota; Metazoa; Chordata; Actinopteri; Osteoglossiformes; Osteoglossidae
Product: SLAM family member 5-like
Exons: 4
Coding region: 81-779 (232 amino acids)
Source: RefSeq, a predicted model, not a curated record
GGAGCCUCUUCUUGCUGCUCUUUUUCACAGGACUCGGUCCCUCAUCAGCCCAGUCUGGGGGGCAACAAGUGCAAGGAAUCAUGGGAGAAUCUUUCAAAUUUCCUAUCCCAGUGUUUAAUACUGGCUCCCUGUCAUAUGGAAAUCUUGGCAACAUAGUCAUGGUUGUUGGAGGGACAGCUGCAUUAAAUCUGAAGGAGAAUUUUAGAGACAGACUGCAGUGGGACAAACAGACUGGAUUCUUCACCAUCACUGAGCUGAAACUACAGGAUGAAGGACAAUAUAAAGUGGACAACAGUGAUGGACAGAAGAUCCUCACCACCUUCCAGCUGACAGUGUACAAGCGAGUGUCCAAACCCACAGUGGACACACAGAACUGCUCAGUACUGUGUUCGGUGGAGAACGACAGAGAUGUGACCCUGUCCUGGACCAGAGAGAAGGAGAUCCUGAACAAGACCAGCAGUCCUCAUCUCAAAACCACCCUGUCUCUCCGUCUGGACAUAGAAAAACACCCAGAGACUUACUACUGUGAAGCAAAGAACCCAGUGAGCUCAGAGCGCCUUCGAGUGGACAGUGAGGAACACUGCGCUCCAACUGCAGGGACCGAUGACAGUAAGAGGUCGUCCAUCGUCGCGGGCUCUGUGAUCGGUGCUCUACUGGCGCUGGGAAUCCUUGCUGGCGUUGCAUAUUGCCUGAAGAAGAAGCCGAGUCCACGGGCAGAAGGCAGGUAUUACCGGUGUAAAUUUCACAGCAUCAUGCACAUUUGUGUACUAUGUGACUAA